AUGAGGUUAUCAUCAGCAUUAUUGGCCAUACCACUACUUUCAGCGGUGAACGCAUUGCAUUUUUAUUUCGAGUCUAAUGAGAAAAGAUGUUUCAUGGAGGAAUUACCGAGUGAUACGAUCGUAGAAGGUCACUAUAAAGCUUUCAUAUGGGAUGAACCUGCAAAUUUAUGGAAAAUGGAUCCAGAGAUUGGGAUUCAUGUAGCUGUAGAGGAACUCUCCUCGGGUCAUGUAGUAGUGAAUACUCGUGGACCGCCAGAGGGUCGAUUCACUUUCACUUCACAUGAGCCCGGAGAUCAUAAUAUAUGUUUACAUAGUAAUAUAACUGGAGGUUGGUUGACUAAUCAACAUAUCAAAUUGUAUUUGGAUAUAAAUGUUGGUAGUGCAAGACCUGAUUCUCAAGCCGAUAACACACAUGUAACCACACUUUCAUCCAAGAUUAGAGAACUGAAUACCAAAGUAGCAGAUAUCCAAAGAGAACAGAGAUACAUGAGAGAAGUAGAAGCUACUUUUAGAGAUGCUAGUGAAUCAACCAAUUCUCGUGCGGUAUGGUGGAGUUUAUUACAGAUUGCUGUAUUGAUAGGUGCUGCCAUUUGGCAAAUGAGAUAUCUAAAAGUUUACUUCGAAGAUAAAAAGCUUAGAUAA
Kwoniella shivajii is the source of this 642-nucleotide messenger RNA. RefSeq lists its product as uncharacterized. The coding region runs from base 1 to 642 and encodes 213 amino acids. Gene Ontology annotation, biological process: intracellular protein transport; Golgi organization; endoplasmic reticulum to Golgi vesicle-mediated transport. The transcript has 6 exons. The record is from RefSeq and is a predicted model, not a curated record. NCBI's taxonomy places the organism in Eukaryota, Fungi, Basidiomycota, Tremellomycetes, Tremellales, Cryptococcaceae. Gene Ontology annotation, cellular component: endoplasmic reticulum-Golgi intermediate compartment; endoplasmic reticulum; COPII-coated ER to Golgi transport vesicle.